ACACCUGAGGAAACGUCUUUCCCCUGGCAUGGGCUAUGUCAGAUUUUGUAGAGCAUGCCCCCUGUGAGAACUUUGAGGCCAAUGUGUUUGCCAGGAGCCGAUGCCAGAAUUGUUUCCGGGCAGUUGGUGCUCACCACCAGCCCAGCAACCAGAGUUACUGCCGCCUUGCCUGCGAUCGGCUCAGAGCUGUCUCCUCUGAGCAAAUCCCAGCGAGGGCGACACAAUGGAGAGAAAGCGGCGCUGACAGCCAGGCUGCUAGGAACCUUCCCCCUCGCUGCUCCCAUGCUGAGAAGGUGCCAGAGGAACAUGCUGUGGAGGCCCCACAUGGUGAUGCCACCAGUGGGCCAGACCCAGGUGGACUUUGGGACCCCCUGUGCAUCUUAGCUCCCCAGUGUGAGCUGUAUGUGUGCGCGGGCUUCAAGGACAGGACUGAGGACUGGCAGGAGAGCUUGGCAUACACCCAGCUCAGCAGCCGAGCCCAGGACGAGCAUGAAGACACCAGCACCCGUACUGAUAUCAGCACCGAUACCAGCACCGGUACCGGAACCAGUGCCACGCUCUCAGGGGACUGGGAAAUGACCAGGCUGCUGGACAGCAUUUUGGGAUUGGACAAACAAGACACAAUGAACUACACGGGCCAGAGGAAAGAGGUGCAGAUUGGAGCCCUGCAGUCAGACAGACCCAGGUGGGGUCAGACCAUAUCCUGGGGGAGAACAGAGUCCCAGAGCUUCAUGAAAGAAAUCUCCCCUCAGAAAGCAGAAUCCAGUCCUGUGAGCCAGAGCACUGGGGAUGGCUGGGCAAAGCAUCAGACGGAGAGCAGUUAUUUCUCUCUGGAACGCCGGAAAUCUGACCCCACCUGGGUCUCCUCCCCUCCACGAGCCAGCUCCAGCACCUUGCCCACACGCAGUGACCCAGUAAGGACUGGCAGGCAUCUCACUUCCUCCAUCAGCUCACUGGACUCUGACUUACCUGGGUGCACGAGGGGCGGCGGCGAGGGGCGACAUGCCCUGGUGCGGCAGGAAUACACGGUGUUGGCUGAUCUGCCCAAGCCCAAGCGGAUCAGUCACAGGGAGGCAUUUGAACAGGAACGCAGCAGCUCCCGCACUCGGAGCCCAGGCCGGGCAGAGGUGGAGCGGAUCUUUGGAUACGAGCGUAGGAAGUCCGAGACGCUGGAGGCGUUCCAGGCCCUGGAGGACGGCCUCCUGGACCGGCUGGAUGGCAAGACCCCACUGCUGGCCAAAGAAGGGCAGUUAGGCAGGAGGCAGUCCAGCCCCACCCUGUACAGAGAGGGGAACAAGAGGCUCCUACAGCAGCUGGAGCAGCCUGGCAGACGUGGAGGAGAGGCCCUGCACUCAGUGAGCCCGGCUCGGCGAUCGGAAAGAGACUGGAGGAGCCAAGUGGACUCUAUGUGCCACAUGAGUACAGACAAGUGCAUGGACAGAGAAAGGGUUUCUCCUCAGCCCUUGAAUCCUGGAAAACACACAGACAGUAACUGGAAAAGCCAGAGGGAUUCCCUGCACCCCACAAACCCCGGGAAGAGCUCAGAUAACAGUUGGACUAGCCGAGGGGGGCACCUGCGCUCCUUGAGUCCUGGGAAGCACCCAGAGAGCAACUGGAAGAGCCCAAAGGAGACCCACCCUGUGAGUCCAGUAACAAGCACUGAGAGAAAGUGGAAGGGUGCAAAAGAACCCCUGCACCCUAUGAGUGCUGGAAAACGCAUGAGUGCGCGACAUAGCCUAGAGGAGAAACCCCACCUUGUGAGUCCGGGGAAAUGCACAGAGCGAGAUCAGAAGGGCCAGGGCAAAUCACUGCGCCCCGUGAGUCCAGCCAGGAAACUGGAAAGCGACUGGAGGAGCCAGGCAGAGACCCUGCGCUCCAGGAGUCCAACCAGGCAGCCGGAGAGGGACUGGAGGAGCCAGGCAGAGACCCUGCGCUCCAGGAGUCCAACCGGGAGGCCAGAGAGGGACUGGAGGGGCCACGCAGAGACCCUGCGCUCCAGGAGUCCAACCAGGCAACCGGAGAAGGACUGGAGGAGCCACGCAGAGACCCUGCGCUCCAGGAGACCAAUUGGGAGGCCAGAGAGGGACUGGAGGAGCCACGCAGAGACCCUGCGCUCCAGGAGUCCAACCGGGAGGCCAGAGAGGGACUGGAGGAGCCAGGUAGAGACCCUGCGCUCCAGGAGCCCAGCCAGGCAGCUGAAGAGGGACUGGAGGAGCCAGGAAGAGGCUCUGUGCUCCAGAAGUCAAACUCAAAGAUCAGAAGACCACUGGAAAACCCAAGAGAAGUGCUUGUGCCACAUGAAUCCAAUGCAACAGCUGGAAAGGGACUGGAGAAGCCAAGGAGAAUGUCUGUACUCAGUGAGCUCAGGGCACCAACCAGAGACCAAAAGCCCGGUGAGUCCAAGUCAAUGGUUAGAGAGUGACAUGAAGAGCCAUGAGCAGUCCCUAGACCUAAGCUCAGAGAAGCAAUUGGAGAAUGACAGGGGCAAAGAGGAGACCCUCCUACAUCAAUCCCAGCUAGAUCGAGGCACAACCCGACCCCUCAACAGUGCCAGCUCCAUGGGAAGCCAAGAUCUUUAUUUGAACACUAACGGGCAACGCCACAAGCCGGAUCUCCUCAAUUUCAAGAAGGGAUGGAUGUCCAUACUGGAUGAGCUGGGAGAGUGGAAGAAACACUGGUUUGUGCUGACGGACUCGAGCCUGAGAUAUUACAGGGACUCCAACGCUGAGGAGGCUGAUGAGCUGGAUGGUGAGAUUGACCUGCGCUCCUGCACAGAAGUGACGGAAUAUGCCGUGCAACGCAACUAUGGCUUCCAGAUACACACGAAGGAUGCCACCUUCACCCUGUCAGCAAUGACCUCGGGGAUCCGGCGGAACUGGAUCGAGGCGCUGAGGAAGAACGUCCGCCCGGCAAGCGCACCAGAUGUCACAAAGCUAUCUGACUGCAAUAAGGAAAACUCCUUCCGCAGCUGCGUCCCCCAGAAAGGCUCCCUCAGGUCAGAGGAGCAGUGGCCAGGCUUGGGGUCGGAGGUUAUCUCCAAGGGCAGUAACCGGAAGGUGGAUGGGCCGCGCCACACCUUUGACUACGUGGAGCUGGCCCCCUUGCAGCAGGGCCCUUUGAAUCAGGGGGCCCCGCAGCGGACGAGAGGCAGUUGGAGGGGGAUCUCUGACCGAGUCACCAAGCACGAGGACCUGGAACGGGACCUAGCCCUCCGCUCUGAGGAGAGGCGGAAGUGGUUUGAGGCUCCUGAUACUGGGGUCCUGCAGGGCGACAGCCCAGCAGGGGCCCUCUGCUGGAAGGCGUGUGAGCAGGAGCUGCUGGGGCCUGCCCUGUCGGAGGACCAGCGCAGCCGGCUGAGUGAAGAGAUUGAGAAGAAAUGGCUGGAGCUGGAACGGAUGCCCCUGAAGGAGUCUAAGCGCCUUCCUCUGACUGCGCUGCUGAACCAGAGCAAGGGGGGCUUUGGAGACUCAAGGGAGGCGCUGGAGAAAGAGGUCCAGUCCCUGAGGGCACAGCUGGAGUCCUGGCGUGUCCGUGGCGAGAACCUUCGUGACACAGGAAAAUCCUAUGGAGAUGGCCACAUGCCCCAGGGAUUCAUCUCCCAGGAGGCAUGUGAGCGCAGCUUGGCAGAGAUGGAAUCUCUUCACCAGCAGGUCAUGACCGAGCUCCAGCGGCACCAUCAGCGGGAACUGGAGCGGCUGCGGCAGGAGAAGGAGCGGCUCCUGGCUGAGGAGGCUGCAGCCACAGCUGCGGCAAUCGAAGCGCUGAAGAAGGUGCACAAGGAGGAGCUGAAUAGGGAGCUGGGCAGGACACGCAGUUUCCAGCAGAGCGGGUCAGGCUCGGAGGCCCUCCGGAGACAGCACCAGUUGGACGUGGACUCUCUGAAGCGGGAGCUGCAGGUUCUCUCCGAGCGAUACUCCCAGAAGUGUCUGGAAAUCGGCGACCUCACAGAGAAAGCAGAAGAGCGGGAGCAGAUGCUGCAGCGCUGCCAGCAGGAGGGGAAGGAGCUGCUCCGGCAGAACCAGGAGCUGCAGACAUGCCUGUCGGAAGAGAUCCAGAGGUUACGGACCUUCAUCACCUCACAGGGCACAGGGGAUGGGGCCUUGCACAACGGCGAGAGGAGCUCCUGUGAGCUUGAGGUGCUGCUUCGAGUGAAGGAGAAUGAACUCCAGUACCUGAAGAAAGAGGUUCAGUGUCUUAAGGAUGAGCUCCAGAUGAUGCAAAAGGAUAAGAGAUUUGCCUCAGGGAAGUACCAGGAUGUCUAUGUGGAGCUGAACCACAUCAAGCUGCGCUCGGAGCGGGAGAUCGAGCAGCUGAAGGAGCACCUACGCCUGGCCAUGGCAGCGCUGCAGGAGAAGGAGACGCUGCGCAACAGCAUCAGCGAGUAGAGGUUUGUUUUGCUCGAUUUCCUCACUUGUGGGGAGGUGGUGGUGGCUGUAUCCCAUCCAUUGACACCCCCUCGAGGAAACCAGCUCCCAUGUCUUUCACCAAUCCCCAUCCCAUGCGCCUGCAUAUCUGAGCACAUCGUUUGGACUGGCUCCUACGUGCACCUUCUUCAGGAUUUUAUAUGUGAAAAGAUAUAUUUUAUAGAUACUUCACUUUUUUGUUUUGUGGGUGGGGAACAUUUUAAAUCUACAAUAUCUUUUAACCAGCAGCUGAAGACCGAAGAAACACAGCUGUUGCUCCUGCCUCAAGUGCUCCUUGUGGGGUGCAUCUGUGGGGUCGUGAAUGGCCUUCACCCCUCUUAUCUUCCCACUCCUCCAGCCUGCUUGGAUGUGCUGGAAGGACCAUGCACCAUGAGACAGACUGUGGCUAGCCAUACGAGAGAACCAAUGUCCUGCACACGUUCCCCUGGACCGCUGAAUGCAGAGAGGUUGUUGGACAGAGCUGCUCAAGCUGUUGGGGACUGUGCUCUCGCUCUGUGGACUGUAUUGAAGGGAGGUUUCGGUACCCAUGGGCCAUGUGAAUGUCCCAGGGCAAGGCCAGUCCCCUGGAGGUUUUGGAAGAGCCUGCCUCCUGCUAACACACUCCUGAGAAGGACCAGGGGACUCUGCACCCGCCACUGCUGCGUCCGCUGGAGCCAAACAAUGAAGGCGGCGGCUGCCCUUCCGCACAUAGUUUAACUUAAUAAAAUCUUCAGCUAUCUGA
Messenger RNA from Mauremys mutica (yellowpond turtle), 5145 nucleotides. RefSeq names its product TRIO and F-actin binding protein (gene TRIOBP). The transcript has 22 exons. The coding region runs from base 36 to 4385 and encodes 1449 amino acids. Gene Ontology annotation, cellular component: actin cytoskeleton. The record is from RefSeq and is a predicted model, not a curated record. Gene Ontology annotation, molecular function: actin filament binding. Gene Ontology annotation, biological process: positive regulation of substrate adhesion-dependent cell spreading; actin filament organization. NCBI's taxonomy places the organism in Eukaryota, Metazoa, Chordata, Testudines, Geoemydidae.